Messenger RNA from Patiria miniata (bat star), 1133 nucleotides. RefSeq names its product phosphatidylcholine transfer protein-like (gene pctp). Bases 106 to 774 code for a protein of 222 amino acids. The transcript is spliced from 6 exons. The record is from RefSeq and is a predicted model, not a curated record. NCBI's taxonomy places the organism in Eukaryota, Metazoa, Echinodermata, Asteroidea, Valvatida, Asterinidae. Gene Ontology annotation, molecular function: phosphatidylcholine intramembrane carrier activity; phosphatidylcholine binding.
AAGCAUCAACAUUUUGCGUUUGGCAACAGUACUGUAGCGGCGCUCGGGUUGAUAUUGGAAUGAGAAUAGUAACUUAAAUGUAAGGGAUUUUCCGGAAGAAAAACAAUGAAUUUUACGGACGAGGAAUUCGAGGAGGCCUGCCGUGAGUUAGAGAAUCCUGCCAUUAGCGAAUAUGAGUUUUUCGUGGAAUCUGCGGGUGUACAGAUCUAUAGAAAAUAUCGGGAGAAUUCCGGUCUUUAUGAAUAUAAAACUUUUGGGACUUUGGAUGGUGUUGGACCUGCAGUGUGUUCCCAGGUUUACUGUGAUCUGGAGUACCGUAAGAAAUGGGACGGAUACGUCAACAAAUUGGAACAGUUCACAGAGGGCGGCAGACAGGGUAUCUAUUGGCGAGUCAACUUCCCAUUCCCAAUGUCAUCCAGAGAUUAUGUCUAUAUUCGAGAAACUAGGGAGUUUGAUAUCGGAGGCCAGCAUAUAUGGGUGAUUUUGGGCCGCAGUGCACCGUUUGAUUCAAGGCCCCCUAAGUCCGGUGUUAUCCGUGUGGACGACUUUGAGCAGAGCAUGGUCAUCACAGCAAAUGGGGAAAGUGGCUCAAAAGCAUUCAUGCAUUACUAUGAUGACCCCAAAGGGAUGAUUCCAACGUGGGUAAUCAACUGGGCGGCCAAAACGGGAGUUCCUGGUUUCAUCAAGACUAUGAAAGUUGCAUGCAAUGGUUACCCAGCUUACCUGGAGAAGAAGACUAAGGGUAAAGGAGCGGCUGGUAAAGAGACUAGCUAGCCCAGAUGCUGCGGCAAGGGAUCACUGCUGCAAGGCCUGGGAUUUGUUUUGUUUUUAAGUGACUUAAAUCAUAGCUUAAAUUUACACAAAACCUCAGGAAAUAAGGUAAAUACUUAAGUUUUCUAUUUUAGGGAGUCAUGUUACACAAAUUCUAUAAUUUCAACCAUAAUUUCCAAUAUUUCCAUUUUGUAAAAUGUUUUGAAUUAUGAACAUAGAGUCUUUGCAUUCAGGCUGAGUUAGGGGGCAAUGUUACUUGUAUGUACAUGUAUAGGCAUGAAUAAACCUUUUGUGCUUUCAAUGUUAAUAAAAUUAAUAUAACAAAAAAAUGCCCUCUGUCAUGAUGCCUGCAAAGCACCAAG